AUGCUUGAGACGUCGCCAGCCCUGUCUGCUACUCCGGUUAUGGCCCUCGCAAAGACGGCUAAACAACAAAAGCGUGAUGCAGCCGACCGGGAGACCAGAGAGGAGGAGGAUUUCUUUGUCCCUUCUAUCAGUGAAAAGGCUUCAGCCAGUUCCCAUUCUUCUUCUAGCGACCGAGCAUCGCUUAGUGAUGAAGAGCGUUACCACCACCGACCAUCGCGACGGCGAAAGCAGGCGAGACCGAGACCGACAACAGAAUCAAAAUCGUCUCGGUUCAAGACGCCUGUGUCUGCUGCUUCGGCCACGGCCCUCCCGAAAACUGCUACUCGACAACAGCCUUCCUUAGCAGGGGAGAACAGAGGGAGGAAUGUACCUGUCAAUGCUCUCAGUGACAUUGCUUCAGUCAGUCCUAGCUCUGCUAGCGACAGGGCAUCGGAUAGUGAUGAACGACGACGAAAGCGGGCGAGACCGAGGCCGACAACAGAAUCAAAAUCGUCUCGAUUCCAGACGCCUGUUUCUGCUGCUUCGGUCACGGCCCUCCCGAAGACUGCUACUCGACAACAGCCUUCCUCAGCAGGGGAGACCAGAGGAAGGAAUGUACCUGUCAAUGCCGUCAGUGACAUUGCCUCAAGAGCAAAGACGCGUACCAUUGCCAAAACCUCCUCGGCCUCGACAGCACAUGGUCAGCGCAAACCAACGCGGCGAGUAGGCACGUUCUCAGCCCAUUCGGAGGGCAGCGCCAACCAGGACCCCAAGUUCCUCCUUUUUAAGGGAAAUGGUAGGCAAUGUUUUGCGCUUCAUACCAACCUUUGCCGCCAUUCUCGGCGCCUGUAUACAGUACGGCCCAGAAUUCGUGUAGCAUGUCCACAUAUGCGAAAGGUUGAUGCUCUUUCGCAAAUCGACAUUAAGAAAGGUUGUAAUACUAAUUAUCAUGUAGCCUAUUCUGAAGCCAUUUCAGUCACGAUAGCAUGCCGGCUUUUUAGCGAGCUUCAUUUUGACCGUUAA
This is a messenger RNA of Dibothriocephalus latus, 1002 nucleotides long. NCBI's taxonomy places the organism in Eukaryota, Metazoa, Platyhelminthes, Cestoda, Diphyllobothriidea, Diphyllobothriidae. The record is from the annotation of a GenBank genome assembly.